AUGCAGCUUUGGGAUCUGGAAAAAAGAGUUUGCACUAAAACAUUAUUAACUACCUCGGCCUGUCAAGACGUAGUAGCUUGUCCUCUCCUUGGACUUGUAAUCAGUGGUCACUACGAUAGGCGCUUACGCAUAUGGCACCACAAGGAGGAUCUUAAUCAUGAUGAAAUCUGCUUCCCGGGCCGUGUGACUGGCCUCGAUAUCUCUGUAGGUAAGCCUUUGUUUUCGUCUUUUUUACUUCUUCUGUUCACCGCAUGA
Messenger RNA from Protopolystoma xenopodis, 255 nucleotides. The record is from the annotation of a GenBank genome assembly. NCBI's taxonomy places the organism in Eukaryota, Metazoa, Platyhelminthes, Monogenea, Polystomatidea, Polystomatidae.